This is a messenger RNA of Gastrolobium bilobum, 312 nucleotides long. Its product is annotated as putative glycine-rich cell wall structural protein 1. The annotation marks the transcript as partial. The record is from RefSeq and is a predicted model, not a curated record. NCBI's taxonomy places the organism in Eukaryota, Viridiplantae, Streptophyta, Magnoliopsida, Fabales, Fabaceae. The transcript has 2 exons.
AUGUGUUUGAUAACGUGCAGUGGUGCUGGCGACGGCAAUAAUGGUGGUGGCGAUGGUAGUAGCAGUGGCAAUGGUGGUAGCAGCGACGAUGGUGGCGACUUGGCGUGGUGGUAUGAUGGUGGCGGUGACGGCAGUGGCUGCGGCGGUGAUGGUGGUAGCGGUGGUAGUGGUGGUAAUAAUAAUAGUUGUAGUGGCGAUGAUGGUGGCAGCGGCGUGGUAAUGGUAGUUAUGGUGGUGACGAUGGUGAUGGUGGUGGCAGCAGUGGCUGCAAUGAUGGUGAUGGUGGUGGUGGCAGCAGUGGCUGCAAUGAUG